Messenger RNA from Aspergillus steynii IBT 23096, 1716 nucleotides. It is a transcript of the gene cia1, whose product is annotated as iron-sulfur cluster assembly protein CIA1. Gene Ontology annotation, cellular component: cytosolic [4Fe-4S] assembly targeting complex. Gene Ontology annotation, molecular function: protein binding. The transcript has a single exon. Bases 109 to 1425 code for a protein of 438 amino acids. The record is from RefSeq and is a predicted model, not a curated record. NCBI's taxonomy places the organism in Eukaryota, Fungi, Ascomycota, Eurotiomycetes, Eurotiales, Aspergillaceae. Gene Ontology annotation, biological process: iron-sulfur cluster assembly.
AUUCAUACCGAGUCCCAACCUCCGAUCAAAUCCCCUCCAACCCAAUCCGAAUCCUAGUGGGAGUGAACAGGAGCAAGGCAUUAUCCAUCACUGCUCGCCCCUGCAAUCAUGGCAGGACAUAUUGAGUUUUUGUCGGACCUAAACCCUCCGUCCCUCGAGCGCACCUGGUUGACCGCGCCGCACCCCACCCUUCCAAUAGUCGCAACCUGCAGCUCUGACAAAACCGUUCGAGUCUACUCGCUGACGAAUUUCCGGUUACUUUCGACUAUCUCAGGCGGUCACAAGCGCAGCGUGCGCACCGCUGCUUGGAAACCGCAUGUGCAAGGCGAAAGCGUUCUGGCCUCGGGCAGCUUCGAUGCUACCGUGGGAAUCUGGCGCCGAUGGGACAGUUAUGGCCGUGACGAGGCGGACGCAGAUGGUCUGGGCCCCCAGGCUGAAUCUGUCGAUGGCGGUGGGCGCGAUAGUGACGGUGGCAAUGGCAACGACGAAGACGACGAAGAGUGGCGGUUCGCAGUUCUUCUCGACGGGCACGAUAGCGAGGUCAAAUCUGUGUCGUGGUCCCCCUCGGGGAUGUUGCUGGCAACAUGCUCUCGUGACAAAUCCAUCUGGAUCUGGGAGGACCUAGAUGACGGCGAUAACAACUUCGAGACGGUGGCCGUUAUGCAGGAGCACGAGGGUGACGUGAAAUGCGUCGCCUGGCACCCGGUCGAAGAGUGCCUGGCCAGCGCUAGCUACGACGAUACCAUUCGGCUGUGGCGGGAAGACAUCGACGACUGGGGUCAGGUGGCCUGUAUCAAGGGCCACGCCGGCACUGUUUGGUAUCUGGACUGGGAGGGUGUUGACAACGUACCGUCCUUCGCAGGGGAAGCGCAGUCGACGCUCGUCUCCCAGUGGAAGAGCCAACACGCAUUAUCAGGGCCCCGACUCGCCUCAUGCUCUGAUGACCGAACCGUCCGCAUCUGGCGGCGACAUGCGAAGGAGCAGCAGACGCAGCCGCCGUUCGGGGGUGCCGGCAUGCCCAGCAUCAUCCGGCCGACGGGCACCGAUGAAGUCUGGGAGGAGGAGACAGUUCUGCCAUCGAAACAUGAGCUCUCUGUGUACGCGGUAUCCUGGAGCAAACGGACUGGGCUUCUUGCGUCAGUGGGCGCGGAUGGGCGCAUCGUCGUAUACCAAGAGCGGUUUGUAGCCACUGGGUUGACCCAGACCAACAAUACCGAUGUUCCCAGUGACGACGCCGGUCUGCCCGCGCCCCGGACGGAGUGGGAGGUAACUGCGGUCGUCGAUGGUGCACAUGGUAUCUACGAAAUCAAUCAUGUCGCCUGGGCCAAGCGUGCCGACCGAGGCCGGGAGGCGGGUCAAGACCAGGAAGUCCUGAUCACCACGGCCGAUGACGGAAGUAUAAAAGUUUGGACGGUUGGAUGUUAGAAGCACAGCUUCUCGCUUUGAGAGGGGAGGAGAAUACCCGGGCAAUGAUGCAUUCAAGGCGUUGCUCUCUUGUGGUUGGUGUAUCUACGGUAUAUACUGGCGUUCUUCGUCUUCCAAUGCAUUAGAUCGAGGGAAAGGCUGGUCAUUAGAGCGUUCUAUUCUACUUCAGCCUGCUUGUCAUCGAGGACCAAAUGGACAUGAUCUGUAUCAAGAGGCACAAAUACAACCACAGGCCAAGAAGCUUCUACAAAUCCAAGCCUCACCUUUGCCAAUUAUGGAUCAAUACAGUUC